CACGUGACUGGGAUGAUCCAGUCUAGGCACGAAAUCGAAAGGAGCUUGGGCUGGCUUUAGUCAGUGGCUUGGUGCAGUGGAAAGGGUCCAAGACAACUCAGGGUCUUGGUGCAGUGGGCAGUAUCAUUGCACCAUCCUGGCAAGACCUGCGGCUAAUGAAGAUCUUUGACAGCCAAGGGAUAGUGCCUAAUAUUUCCAACUGGAAGAAUGGACAAAACCAUAAAGGAUAAAAAAAAGGAAUUCAUCAGCGUGUGGGUGAGAGAUCCCAGAGUCAAGAAAGAAGAUUCAUGGCACUCUUAUGUAGAUUAUGAAAUUUGUGUUCAUACUAAUAGUAUGUGUUUUACAAAGAAGACCUCCUGUGUUCGAAGACGCUACAGAGAAUUUACUUGGCUUAGGCAGCGACUUCAAGACAAUGCUGUAUUGAUAAGUCUACCAGAGUUGCCCCCUAAGAACCCCUUUUUCAGUGCCAGUAAUGCUCAACAUGUUGAGCAACGCUGUCAAGGCCUCCAAGAAUUUUUAGAGAAAGUAUUGCAGAUCAACGUACUCCUUUCAGACAGCAGAUUGCACCUCUUCUUGCAGACACAAUUAAACACCACAGAGAUUGAGGCCUGUGCUUCGGGUCAGACUGACUACACGGUUGAUGAUGCAGUUCACAGGCAUGCCACUUCUAACCGAAGGUUCCCUGUAGAGGAAGCAUAAGAAAAAAGAUCGGCUUAGACUUAAACUGUGAAAGCACUUCAUCCUCGGGGCUUGGAAAAUGGCAGCAAUGACAACAACACAAAGUCGUAAAAGAUGAACAUUGCGAGAAUCUGUUUUGUGCCUCAUUCUGCUUUGGGCAUGUGUUCAAAAUCUACAGUCCAGACGGCUGAUUAUCCAAAUCUGUACCUCCAAAUGGACCUGGUUCACAAAAGAAAUCUGUGAAAGCCCAGUGUGCUGCACCGUUUUUCUUCAUGAACAGGAAAAUCAUGUUUAUUCGUGGCUACAGAGAAAAUGUUCAGUUAACUUUUUGACUGAGAUGUUCUAUUUUCAAUUGCAACUUGUGGGGUGAAGGGUGGAAAAAAAAAAUAGCCUGCUUUUUGGUAGGACAUGUACACUUGCAGUAUGCAUUGGAAUAAAUGAUUAAAAUUACAUUUUAAGAGUAACUGUUGUGAAAUACAUUAUUUGGUAAACUAUUCUUAAUUAGUCUAAAGUGUGGAUUUUCUGAUUGAAGUACAUGUUUAUAGGGUGGGGAGGAGUAAUAUUCAUGUUGAGUAUGGCAAUUCCAAUGUUGUGGAUGUCAUUUUUUAAGGGCUGCUGUUUCUUGGAGGUGGAAAAAAAUCUGUUGCACAUGGAAAUGUCAUCCAAUCAUUUGUUAAUCACUCCUAAGCCAAUUUCAUGCUAAUUAAUCACAAGCUUAUUUGAUUUAGUAAUGUGCUUAGCAUAGAAACUUUGGACUUCACUCUGUAAACUUAACUGAUGGGAAAUUCACUAAUCAAUUUAAAACAGCUUUUGUUUGAAGCCUAAACACACUCUGUUCAUUGUAUGCAGUUUUACAUUUGUGAACUAUAAUAACGUACCACUGGUUGCUCUGUUUACUACACUUAAAGAUGAGUUACAUCAUGGAGAUUAAACUUUUAUAUUGUCCUCAACAAUGUAGAGAAUCAUUUGUUUCAUUUAGUUAUUGGAAACAUUGUUUCAUUUGUACAGAGAAAAUUUUGGUUGUAUUAACUGUCAGUUUGACUGUUAAGAAAAUUUACUUUUGCUCACUGCAGCAAUCAUUUUCAGUCCUCAAAUUACUUUAGUACCCCAUUAGCAGAUCGUAAUUUCAUCCCCUUCAAAACAGGAAGUUAGCAAGAACAGUUCCUAUUUUAGCUGAGAUGGGGUACUGCAAUUAGCCAAAGCAGCCCUGGGGUUGCUUAGCUCCUUGCUUCUGACUGUCAGAUAGCAAUUACUAGAGUGCAGUGGAUAAGAACAGAAUCGGGCUCUGUUCAUCAACCAGUCAACCAAUGACUAGUUCUAAGCGGUCUCAUAAAAAUGGUCACUAGGUUUGAGGUGGACUAAUGUUUGUGGAAUUUUGACCUUUUAGAGAGUUAACAUCUUCAUGGAAGUGAGAAUAUUUGUUUCAGUGACUGUUAAAAAUCACUUUUUAUACAAGAAUAAAUCCACCAACAUUCAGAAGUUACAAUUUUGAUGGUCGUGAAGUGCAACCUCAACAUUCUAACCAAUAAUAUAACUGGAUUUUAAUAAAUAUUUUUCAUGCCGUUCAUUCUCUUCAACAAUGCAAAAUAAGCAUUUGGGAGUAUUAAGCUUUGGUCUAAUUAUUCUGAAAAAAGUUAUUAUUUGUGGCUUUAUUGCUAUAAAUCUAUAUAGGUCUUUCUGAAUUUUUUUUAUAGCUUCAAUUUGUUAUUCGUUUACGUUUGGCCAUGAUGGUGUUGUCUCAGAGCUGGAAAAUAAACUUGGGAAUCUGGAUUUAAUUUCGAUUUUUUUUUUUAGAAAAUGUCUAGUGUAAAAAAAGUUGAAAUUUUUCUAGAUGGUUCAUGACAUGCUCUCGUUCAAUUGAUUUGUCCACUGUAGACGCUUCAAAUAUAAAUGCUUGCACAUGUGUGUACUACUGUACCUUAUUAAAUUUGGCAAAAAUGUGUGUGAUUUGUGAACUGUUCUGAUUUAUGGUGAAUCAUUGAUAAUUUGACACAUGAAAUGAAUCAAUGGUCUGCUAAGUUACAGGAAUUCUUACUAUUCUGGAGACCAAUGUGAUGGAAUGCUCUGUGAAGCUAAUUGGGUGCAAAAGCUUAAACAGUCAACAAGCACACAUGUUUAAUUGCAGGAAAACCAAACCUGAAGUUUUUGUACACAGGCUCUUUCUUACUUUUUCAGCACUGCUGUAGGCCAUUAGCACUCAGUUUGUCAAGAGGUCUGUUCUCCCUGACCAUAUGGCAUUAGGUGGUUAUGAAAGUCGUUCUGGCUUGUCUAGACCAAUUAACAGGCUCUGGUAGUACUGCACCAUACAUUGCUCGACAGCUUCGUGGACUUUAGAAUGCAAUUUAAAUGCUGUGGUGCACUUAGGCAAAACUUGACUAUAAAUUACCGUCACUUCUAUUUAUUCAAAACCAGUUUUCUGCUGUAGUAACACGUAAGCAGGAUUAAAAAUGCUGAACCCCUUCUAUUAUCUUGCAAAGAUUUUAGGUUCACUUAAUACUACCAGUUUAUCUGUAAAAUAUUGUAUUGUGUAACAACCAAGGUACAAAAAUUAUUUCUAAAACUUGCAUUUUUUUUCAGGAAAUUUCAAAACAUGAUCUGGAUUCUUAGAUUCUGAAGAAAGUUUGAAAUUGUUUGCUUGUGUACAUGUAGAAAAUUGCAAUGAGACAUUUGAGACAUUUUUAAAUGAGCACAGUGAUGAGGAAAACAGUACUUAAUUUUUCCUUUCUUCUUCUGUGACAUUAAUUCCUCUGUCAUAGUACUGAAUUGUAUUUUCAAUAAAUCAAGUGAAUUUGGUCUUUACCUUUCUCAAUGGAUCACUUUGCAUAUCUAUAGGUGGUUAUUGUGCCACAAUUUCAGAUCUGUUUCUUCUGUGAUUUUCUGUUUAAUACCUCCUGAUUUUUUUAAAAAAAAAUAGUGGUGAGUUCAUUUUAUCUAUAUUUUUAUUAAUUUCGCUUGAAGCCACUUGAAGGACUUUGAAACUUAUGGGUAAUAUCUCUGACUAAACCAGUGAAAAAGAUUUAGAAAUUUCCAGCAUAGUUGACAUGCAGCACUGAUCUUUGUUACUAGUUUAGGAUUGCAGUGUGUUAAAAGAUAUGCCUCGAGUUCGAAUUAAUCAUUGACUUUUUUUCUAAUUUUGACUGCAGUCCUAUGAGGAGGCACUUUUAAAUUGUCUUUUAUUUACACUCAAUGACACUAAUGGAUACCUUCUUAAAAAGUUCUUGAAUGCACUUUAAAUUUAUUCGAGUGUACGCUGAUGAAACAAUUAGUAGUUCUGUAAAGAGUAGAAGACCAUUUUAUAUUUUAAAGUCAAGUACUUCCAAGUAAUGAUUAAGCACUUUUUUAAAAAAAAUUUUUUUGUUAUAAACCCAUUUUCAGUGAUCUUAACAAAACAGUAUCUGCACUCCAAUGCAUCAAACACUGUUAAUACAAGGGAUAAAUAAAAACAAAUUCUACUGUCCUGCCUGAUUGUUCUAGUUCAUAGAAGAUUUUACACUUGUGAAUAUGGAAAUAUGGAAGAGAUACUUGAACCACAGCUUCUAAAAAUAAAUCAUUGCAGUUUCCACCCAAAUUACCAACUGUGUCUCACGUAUAAAUGCCGUACCUUAUUUUUUACCCAUUCAGUUUAUGUUUAGGAUUAAGAUACAGUACAUCCAUUUCUGAAAUCAAUGACAUACUUUUAAUACAAAAUCAAAAACUGAAACAUUGUUUCAAAUAUGUUUGGGCUUUUACAUUUUUGUGGAUUUUGAUUACCAUUUGUAGCUUUAUGUCCAACGUCUUAAAUUAUAGAACCUAGUUUUGAUUCUUGCUUCAUUCCAUUGAACAAUGAUAGUGAGUUGUCCAAUUCUACCAGAUUCUGUUGCCCCCUUGUAUAAUUUGAUUGCUUAUCUCUUGCAUGCUUUUCAAUCUGUUAUGCUUUAAUAAUAAAGGCCAUUUGUCUGUUGAGUUGCACAGUCAAUUUGAAUCCUUAUGCUAAUAAUUUGCAUUCUCUGAUGUUCUAUCCCUAUCUAAUUUCUACCAUUUGAAAGCCUGCUCAUUGAUUAGUUGCUUUCAGCUUCCAGAUCAUUUAUGUUCAUUGUUUCUAAUGGAUUUCCAAGAAAUUGUGCAUAAUUAAUCAGACCGGCAAAGAAUAAACUUUUCAAAAAAAACUUUUGUUCAAAAGUUUGUCCUAAUUGAUGAAUAAACUGCAUCAGAACAGUAACACUGGCUUUAUAACAGACUACUGUAAUCCAGACUCUGGAAUAACAAACUCUUAUCGAAAUUACAUGAAAGAAUUAAAAAUUUGUGACACUUGAUUCAAAUAUUAUUCACACUUAAUGUUGAAUGUAAAGUUAUAUCUUAAACAAGCAAAUAUGUAAUGUGAUGUAGAAAAAAAUUAGCACUGUUGUUGCUUGA
Messenger RNA from Stegostoma tigrinum, 5070 nucleotides. RefSeq names its product sorting nexin 10b (gene snx10b). Gene Ontology annotation, molecular function: phosphatidylinositol binding. The record is from RefSeq and is a predicted model, not a curated record. Gene Ontology annotation, biological process: intracellular protein transport. Bases 208 to 699 code for a protein of 163 amino acids. Lineage: Eukaryota; Metazoa; Chordata; Chondrichthyes; Orectolobiformes; Stegostomatidae. The transcript is spliced from 8 exons.